Botrytis porri is the source of this 687-nucleotide messenger RNA. RefSeq lists its product as uncharacterized. The record is from RefSeq and is a predicted model, not a curated record. Lineage: Eukaryota; Fungi; Ascomycota; Leotiomycetes; Helotiales; Sclerotiniaceae. The coding region runs from base 1 to 687 and encodes 228 amino acids. The transcript has 3 exons.
AUGUCUUCGCCCGAAGAAACCAUCACUUCUCUAGCUAGCAAAGUCAACCAACUUCGAGGACUCUACGGCUUCGACACGGUCAAAUAUUUCACAUUUCCAUCUCGCGAAGAUGUUUUUCUUCGUCUAUCCAACCCGGAAAGUAGCGAUUGUGGAGUUACUGCACAUGUUGCAUUGAAAGAUGGCUGCUUUGGAAUUAGGAGCUGUCCGGUAUUCCAUAAUCGGGUGGACUUACUUGGGAGACGGGGAUCAAAAGCUGAUCUAUUGUCUCAAGUUAUUAAAUGGUUUCAAGACAACAAGGCGAAACUACCCUUGAGUUAUAAAGAGGAAAAAAUAUAUAUUAAUCUGAAAGCAAAGAUACAAUCCUCAGAAUUUCAAGACCAGCAAUUUGCGGAGGAAUUUGAAGCAUUCAUCAGCAGCGAAGCUAAAAUCCGCGGACAUCUGGUGUCAAAGGAUCGAGUCGGGGUCGUUGUUUCUGGAAAAACAUUGGAAUCUGCUAUCUCUAAUGAUAUAGCACAGCUCGGUACUACCGAUGAAAAUAAUGGACGUGGAAUAAAGAGGGCUAGAGAGGAGGAUACGGAUAUGCCUGGUGGUGAUGUGGAAGUACCGCGAAAGCUUAGCAAACAAGGAAUAAAGAGAGCGGCAAGAAGGGCAAAAGUAAUGGCAAUCAUGGCGGAUGCAGAAGAGUAG